Molecule: messenger RNA, 573 nt
Organism: Anopheles marshallii
Lineage: Eukaryota; Metazoa; Arthropoda; Insecta; Diptera; Culicidae
Product: cuticle protein 21-like
Exons: 2
Coding region: 1-573 (190 amino acids)
Cellular component (GO): extracellular matrix
Source: RefSeq, a predicted model, not a curated record
AUGAACUCCAAGAUCUCACUCAUCGCACUAGCCCUUCUGCUGGUUAAUGUUGCAGCGCAACAGUACGGUCAGCAGUUAGGCCGUCGCUCGCAGGAUCGGUUGAACCAACUCCGAUCCUAUGACGAUGGUGCACGAUCCUCACGCAACUAUAAUGACCUCUACAACGAACAACACUACUCGGGCCGUAACCAGGACCAGGAUCUGCAGGACCGGCGUGAAUCCGACUACGAUCGCGAUGAUUACAGCUAUGGUUACGCUGUGCGCGAUGAACUUUCGGGAGACAUCAAGAGCCAGCAGGAAGUGCGCAACGGUGAUCGGGUACGAGGCCAGUACCGCACGUUGGAAUCGGACGGCACGGAACGCAUCGUUGACUACACCGCGGACGAUGUGCGUGGAUUCAAUGCAGUCGUUCGUCAUCAGCCGUCAGUUGGUUCGAGAGCACAGCUCAUCCACACCCUGCAGCCAGCCGUCCUCGUAAGACAACCGAACGUUGGCCAUCUGGUUUCGGGCAACCAUCGUCCAGCUCUGCUUACCUCCCCUCAACAAACUUCUACCGUUCUGCUACGCAACUAA